Trichomonas vaginalis G3 is the source of this 2364-nucleotide messenger RNA. Its product is annotated as regulation of response to stimulus. The record is from RefSeq and is a predicted model, not a curated record. The transcript has a single exon. NCBI's taxonomy places the organism in Eukaryota, Parabasalia, Trichomonadida, Trichomonadidae. The coding region runs from base 1 to 2364 and encodes 787 amino acids.
AUGGAAAAAGACGGACAAACCCUAAAGAUAUUCGGCGACGAAGAAACGUUUGAUCCCUCCGAAAUCACACAACUUUUUCCAAAUAAAGAUUUCAAAUCUCUAGAAAUCUCUGAUAAGGUUUCCAUCAUUCCUAAAGCCGCAUUUUCGGGUUCCAAAAAACUCGAGACUGUAACCAUUACAUCAACUCUUACUAAAAUCGAAGAGGAAGCUUUUAUGAAAUGUUAUUCUUUGGUUACAAUAACAUUCCCAUCAACUCUUCAAGAAAUAUCAAGUAAUGUUUUUGAAGGAUGCACACGCUUAGAAUCUGUUUCAUUCUCCGGCUUUUUAACCAAAAUUGGCGAAAAGGCAUUUUACCAAUGUGAAAACCUCGAAUCAUGCGAAUUCCAAGACAACUUAACAUCCGAUGCCUUUGAACUUGGCCCUAUGGCCUUCGGUAGCUGUUCUUCUUUGAAAUCAAUCCAACUUCCGAAGAACUUGAAGAAUAUCAGUUUAAUGGCUUUCUCCAACUGCGAUUCCCUUUCCCAAAUUACAAUCCCUGACUCAGUUGAAAUAAUUGAGAGAAGAUCUUUCUUAAUGUGCAAGUCCCUUGAAGAGAUCAACCUAAACAAGGUCAAGACCAUCGAUACAGAUGCUUUCAUCUACUGCACAAAGCUCAAAACCGUUAAUUUCGGUGAUUCAUUGAAGGCAAUCCGUUCUCAAGCAUUUUUCAACUGUUCAUCACUUACAUCUGUUACUACUCUUCCUAACAGUCUCUGGACAAUUGGAGAAAGAGCUUUUGCUAACUGUGUUUCCUUAUAUGAAUUUGUAUUUCCGAACAGAAUCCAAGAAACAGGAAAUAACACAUUCGAAGGUGAUGUAAGUCUUGAAAAAGUAACUCUUUCCGACUCUGUUCUUAAGAUUUCGUAUCAAACAUUCAAAGAUUGCACAAAACUCAAAGAAAUCGAAGGCAGCAGUGUCCGCACAAUUGAUAGAUAUAGUUUCCAGAACUGCGCUUCACUUACAACAGUCAAAUUCCCUCAACUUACUAAAAUCAAGAUUUUCGCAUUCAGAUAUUGCAAUUCUCUUCAAUCCUUCACCAUCCCCAACACCACAGCGGAAAUCAAACCAUCUGCAUUCUGCGAUUGCUUGAAAUUGACAGAGUUCAAAGUUGAUCCAGAUAAUAAGAACUUUGCUGUUUCAUCCAAUGGAUGUUUGAUGAACAAGAACAAGACAUCAUUAAAGGUUUAUCCAUACGGUCUGAAGAAAGUCGAAAUUCCAGAAGGAACAGAAACAAUUUCGAGUUAUUCCUUCUAUCAGAACAAAAACAUUGAAGAAGUUAAUAUUCCAAACACUGUUACAUUCAUUGAACCAACAGUUUUCUUCAACAGCUCAUUAAAGAGGAUAACAAUCCCUGGAUCCAUUGAUACAAUCCAUCCAUCAACAUUCGAAUACUGUGACCAAUUAACUGAAGUUGUUGUUGGCGAAGGACUCAAGAUUAUUUUAAAGAAGGCUUUCUCUCAUUGCACAAGUUUGGCUAAGAUGAACUUUCCAAAAUCAUUAACAAUAUUAUCAGAGAGUUGUUUCUCUGACUGCUCGAGUCUUUCUGAAGUUGAUUUGACAAAUUUGCAUAGAAUAGAUAAUUAUUGUUUCCAGAGAUGUGUAUCAUUGACAUCAGUUGUUCUUCCUAAUCUCAAAGUCCUUGCAUACGGAUUGUUCUCUGGCUGCAAUCAUUUGAAGAGUGUCACCAUCUCUAAUCACACACAGUUUAUUUAUUCUGGAUGUUUCGAGUAUUCUGGAAUUGAGAAAAUAAUUUUACCUUCUAAUUUGAGUGUAAUAAGGAAAACAUCAUUUAAAGAUUGCCACAAUUUGGCUGAGAUUGAAAUUCCAAUGAAUGUUACAUCAAUUGAAAGUAUGGCUUUCUAUAAUUGCUACUCAUUGAAGAAAGUUACAAUUUACGGACAAAUUAAAGAAGGAAUUUCUGAAAAUGCUUUUGCAAAAUGUACAAAAUUGUAUGAAGUGUUUUUCACUCAAAAUGUCAAUUCUAUCAAAGAGAAAACAUUCGAUGAAUGUGAAAAUCUUACUAAAAUAACUUACUGUGGAAUUGAACCAGUAAAUGGAGAAUCAAUGACUGAAUUUGAUAAACAAGUCACUGUUUAUGUCGACAAACAGUACUUGAAGAAAUCUAAGACAUUCGCUGGCUUGACUCACUUGGAAUCAACAAAUGCAUGCCAUUAUAAGAAACGUGUCAACAUUGCUCUCAUCAUAAUCAUAUCUUUAUCUUGUCUUAUAGUUGUUCUUGUCGUUGUUUUCAUCAUUGUAUGGAGGAAAUGCCCACGUAAGUUUGAUACAACCACUUCAUCUCAACUAGUUGAAUCUCUUUUAUAA